CUCAGCAUGAAAGCCGGCCUGGAGGCCACGCUGGCAGAGACACGAGGCCGCUACGCCCAGAAACUGGCAGGCUAUCAGAUGCAGGUCACAUGUCUGGAGGAGCAGCUGAUGCAGCUGAGGGCCGACCUGGAGUGGCAGGGACACAAAUACCAGACCCUUCUGGACAUCAAGACCAGACUGGAGAUGGAGAUYGCAGAGUACAGGAGGCUGCUGGACGGAGAGGCAAGUGACAAGUGACAAUACUUUUCAUAUCCUCAUAAACUGUCAUAAA
Molecule: messenger RNA, 271 nt
Organism: Austrofundulus limnaeus
Lineage: Eukaryota; Metazoa; Chordata; Actinopteri; Cyprinodontiformes; Rivulidae
Product: keratin, type I cytoskeletal 13-like
Exons: 2
Coding region: 7-237 (76 amino acids)
Cellular component (GO): cytoskeleton
Molecular function (GO): structural molecule activity
Source: RefSeq, a predicted model, not a curated record